AUGGCCUGCUCUACCAACUGUUCCUGCCCUAAGCCCUGCACUAACUGCGCCUGCGAGAAGGCUUGCACUUGCUCUCCUUGCUCCUGUGAGUCUUGUAAGUGCGCUAAGGCCUGCGAGUGUGAGAAGUCCACCACUUGCAAGUGUGAGUCUUGCAAGUGCGAGGGCUCCUGCAAGUGCUAG
This is a messenger RNA of Yarrowia lipolytica CLIB122, 180 nucleotides long. The record is from RefSeq and is a predicted model, not a curated record. NCBI's taxonomy places the organism in Eukaryota, Fungi, Ascomycota, Dipodascomycetes, Dipodascales.